Molecule: messenger RNA, 666 nt
Organism: Entrophospora sp. SA101
Lineage: Eukaryota; Fungi; Glomeromycota; Glomeromycetes; Entrophosporales; Entrophosporaceae
Source: the annotation of a GenBank genome assembly
AUGGUGAUUACAAUCAUUGCUAUAGUUGAAAAGGUUUUGGAUAAAUCCACUACUGAUGAGGAAAUUUAUGUGGAGAAACCUUUAAUGUCAUAUAGUUUUGAUCUGGGAAUUAAUUCAUAUAAAUCAAUAGAGAAAAUUUAUACAGAGAAAUCUUUAAUGCCAUAUAGUUUUGAUCUGGGAAUUGAUACCAUUAAUAAUAAUUCAUACAAGUCAACAGAAAAAAUUAAUGAUAGUUUUGAUCUGGGAAUUAAUGCCAUUAAUAAUAAUUCAUACAAGUCAACAGAAAAAAUUCCUUAUAGUUUUGAUCUGGGAAUUAAUACCGUUAAUAAUCAUUCAUACAAGUCAACAGAAAAAAUUCCUUAUAGUUUUGAUCUGAUGGGAGUUGGUAACAAUUCAACAAUAACAACGCCAAGUAUUUCAGUAAAUAAUAAAAAACAAAAAUGGCAAAAGAAAAAAAUGCCAAAUAUUUCAGUAAAUAAAAAAAAUCAAAAAUGGCAAAAACAAAAAUGGCAAAAGAAAAAAAUGCCAAGUAUUUCAGUAAAUAAAAAAAAUCAAAAAGGGCAAAAGAAAUGUGAUAAAUUUAGCUUAAAACCUUUACCACCCAUCAUUAAGAAUCUUGGAAAUGAAAGCACUCGUCAGAAGGCCAAUAUGGAUCUAACACAAUAG